ACUCUCGCUCAUGCCUCUCUCUCCAGCAACAACUGCACCACUCUUCGCCCUCACUCCUUGCUCUCCACAAGGAGGCAGGACAAGUAGAGAGAGGACUUGUCCUCCUUUGCCCGGCGCCCAGUGUAGGAGAAGACUCUCAGCAACUGCCUGAAGAAGCACUGCAUCAUUGGUGAGGAAGCCGAUACCCAUGUGUUUGUGCCUUUACCGCUAAACCACACGGUUCUGCAGCUCCGGAGGAGCAGGCUAGAACAUGACAAGUAAAGCUUCAGGGAAGGAGGUUAAAUUGUAUCUUAAGAAGGCAAGUUAUAUUUUAAAAGGGCAAAGGAAGCAGUUGCGUAACUAGUGAGUGACCUUGCAGCCUUUGCACACACCAGCAGAUCCACCAGCUAAGAUGGAAAGUAAACAGCGUCACUACACCGGCUUGAAGAAGUGAGGGCCGUGGAAUCGAGUGCUCCCUGAGGAAAACCUGAUAUCACCUUUCCCCUGCAGUGAGGAGGCGAACCAACCAGCCUAGAGCAUCCUGACAAGAGGAGGGUGACUGACGGCACUACCGUCCAAUCACAUGGCGGUGUUCGCCCCGCGGCUGGGCGGUGCUUCCUGGUCCGCCCUGCUGAUCGGGUCGCGGUGCCGGUCCCGGUUCGCGGAGGUGAUGGCUUCUCCGGGCGACUCCAGCGGGGCUGGAGCGGGGUCGGGAUCCGAGCCGCCGCCGUCCGGGGACCUGCGCAGCGUGCUGAUCACCAGCGUGCUGAACCUGGAGCAGCUGGAGGUCGACCUCUUCAGGUGCGCAUGGACGCCGGAGCAGCGGGACCGGGCGGGCGGGCAGAUCGUGGGGCAGGCGCUGGUGGCGGCAGCCCAUGCCGUGAGCCGCGACGAGCAGGUGCACUCUCUGCACUGCUACUUCGUGCGGACAGGGAACCCCAAAGUGCCGGUGCUGUACGAGGUGGAGCGGACCCGUACAGGGAAGAGUUUCUCUGUUCGCUCCGUAAAGGCCAUCCAGCAUGGACAGCCGAUCUUCACCUGCCAGGCCUCCUUCCAGCUCUCCCAGGGAAGCCCAGUGCAGCACCAGUUCACUAUGCCCACCGUGCCACCCCCCGAGGAGCUGCUGACACAGGACGAGCUCAUCCAGAAGUUCCUGCAGAAUCCUAAUGUGGCCGAGGGAUACAGGAAACGUCUCACCAAGAUCCAAGCUCAAGAUGUGCCCAUUGACAUUAAACCUGUGAACCCACCAGAUAUAUUCAGCUCAGAGCCACAGGAGGCAAAGCAGCUCUUCUGGGUGCGAGCACGAGGCUACAUAGGGGAGACUGACAUGAAGGUGCACUGCUGCGUGGCCGCCUACAUCUCUGACUACGCCUUCCUGGGCACGGCCCUGCUCCCGCACCGGCAGUACCGCAUCAAGUUCAUGGUGUCCCUCGACCAUUCCAUGUGGUUCCAUGCGCCCUUCAGAGCUGACCACUGGAUGCUGUACGAGUGUGAGAGCCCCUGGGCUGGUGGGUGCCGGGGCUUGGUGCAGGGACGGCUGUGGCGCAGGGACGGGGUGCUGGCUGUCACCUGUGCACAGGAAGGUGUCAUCAGGGUGGAACAGACACCAAACCAGAGCAAGCUCUAGCUGAGGAGACCCUGAUGACUCAGACUGGGCUCAGGCAUGCCGAGGGAGGGACCCUCAGAUCGAGAUAGGACCUGGACAGGAACAGGAAGGAGACCAGGUGGGAUCAAGCACUGGAAGUCCCAGUGCAGGAGGUGGCGGCAACAGACAGUGACCAACAGAGCAUCACUGCAACCAGCUGCUAGCUGCACAGCAUGUAACUGCAGGCUGCCAUCAGCUAUCCUUCACUCAUCUUAAAAUAAAGACAUUGGGUGAAGAGCUGGACUUUCUCCCUGGAGUUUGUCCCCUUGGACGCAUGACUGUGCUUGCACGAGGGCAGGCAGUGCCAGCAGCACAGUAGAUCAGCUCUGCCCCCACAGCAGGCUGGGUCACGGUAAGGGAAGGUACCACUUUGGCACACGUUGCUUCCUCUUCUCACUUCUGCACUGCUUGUGCCCUGGCUCCUCAGUUACUGCUUCUGCUUGCCCUUGGGCUCCUCUCCAGGACUGGGCUUGGGCCCAGCUGGGAGAAGGGAAUAAGGCAGCUCCCACCUCUGUGUGGAGGCUUAAGGCCUCCCACUGAUGGUACCCUGGGGUAGUGGGGCUGAACAGACACAGCAGGCGCCUUGCUCUUCUUCCUGCCAAUACUUUAUUUAAUAAAGUCCUUUCUAUUGUGUAA
Molecule: messenger RNA, 2260 nt
Organism: Ficedula albicollis (Collared flycatcher)
Lineage: Eukaryota; Metazoa; Chordata; Aves; Passeriformes; Muscicapidae
Gene: ACOT8
Product: acyl-CoA thioesterase 8
Exons: 8
Coding region: 563-1606 (347 amino acids)
Biological process (GO): acyl-CoA metabolic process; fatty acid catabolic process
Cellular component (GO): peroxisomal matrix
Molecular function (GO): fatty acyl-CoA hydrolase activity
Source: RefSeq, a predicted model, not a curated record